GCACCGCACUGCACGGAGCCAUGCACUGAGUGUGGAGCAAAUGGUUUGUGUGGCCUUGCGCUUUUUGCUAGUGGAGCCUUCCUGUACUCAGUGGGGGAUGCAGAACAGCUGAACAAGGCCACAAUUUGCCGCACAAUAAGGAGUGUGUGUCUGGCUAUCAAAGCAUUAGCAGAUGUCUUCAUCUCCUUCCCUGGCCACAGAAGACUCUGUGACAUCAAAGAGGAGUUCUAUAGGAUUGCAGGUUUCCCCAAUGUCAUUGGUGCAGUGGACUGCACACACAUAAGGAUAAAAGCCCCCUCAGGUGCCCAUGAGGCCGAUUUUGUGAAUAGGAAAUCCUUUCACAGCAUUAAUGUUCAGAUGGUCUGCAAUGCUGACUGUGUGAUCAGCAAUGUUGUGGCAAAAUGGCCUGGCUCAGUCCAUGACUCCAGAAUCUUUCGGGCCUCUGAAAUCUAUCAGUGCCUAUCACAAGGUGAAUUCUCUGGUGUGUUGCUGGGAGACAGGGGGUAUGGCUGCCAGCCUUUUCUCCUGACACCUUUCACAGACCCCCAGGAAGCACAGCAGGCCUACAACCAUGCCCAUGCCAGGACCAGGGCCAGAGUUGAAAUGACCUUUGGCCUCCUGAAGGCACGCUUUCACUGCCUUCACAAAUUAAGGGUCAGCCCUGUUAGGGCAUGUGAUAUUACUGUGGCUUGUGCUGUCCUCCACAAUGUGGCCUGCCUGAGGAAGAGAGGGCCCCCAGAGUGCCACCAGCCAUGGACUGGGACAAUCCGGCAAUCUUCCCUGAUGACGACAGUGGUCGGCUGCUGAGGGACCAAUAUGUGUUGAAUUAUUUUAGUUAGUAUGUGUGCUUUCAAUUUUGGUUAAAUAUGUCCUGCGGUGGCAGAGGAAUUUGGGUUUUUUUGGGUUCGUUUUUUGACAAAUUUGGCCUCUUAUGAUGUUUGUGCGGUAUACUGUGUGUAAUACAAGGCUGCAGGGAGGCUACUGCAUCCAUUCAUUUGUCUGUUCAGUUGAUGUGUAUGGAUUUGUCCUGCAUUUAUUUUAGUGUGCAGACAUGCAGGGUGUGUUAUAUACAGACCUUUGAAUGUGUAUGUAUCAUUUUGUAUAAUAUGCUUGGAUUCUGUGCUUUCCAUCUUGUAGAGUCACUGUGACUUCAGUUUCGAGGAGCUGAUGGUUUACCUGCUUUGUUUUGUCCUUAUUCAAUAAAGGAACAUAAUGUUACACAUUGUGUUUUUAUAUUCA
This is a messenger RNA of Oncorhynchus nerka (sockeye salmon), 1239 nucleotides long. Its product is annotated as putative nuclease HARBI1. Bases 358 to 807 code for a protein of 149 amino acids. The transcript is spliced from 4 exons. NCBI's taxonomy places the organism in Eukaryota, Metazoa, Chordata, Actinopteri, Salmoniformes, Salmonidae. The record is from RefSeq and is a predicted model, not a curated record.